Adineta steineri is the source of this 1361-nucleotide messenger RNA. The record is from the annotation of a GenBank genome assembly. Lineage: Eukaryota; Metazoa; Rotifera; Eurotatoria; Adinetida; Adinetidae.
AUGCUGCUACACAUGAAACUAUAUGUACAGGUACAUCUCCUACACACAGUUCAAUAUUUACUGAACAUUGUGGACUUCAAAUCAUCGGAACACUUGUUUUUACAGCUAUUGGUGUGGGAGCUGUUCAAGCAAAUAUGGCUGUAUUUGGAGCCGAACAAAUUCAAGCAUCAAAAGUGACAUCAAGAUAUUUCUAUAAAUAUUUCAUAGCUGUAAAUAUAGGUGCUGUUAUUGCCACAUUAUCUAUUCCCUUAGUUCAAAAUGAUUCAGAUAAUAUGACAAAAGCGAAUAGUUAUUUUUAUGGAUAUCUUAUUGCAUUAUUUACGCUUAUUAUUUCAGCUGGAUUAUUUCUUAGUGGUUUUCAAUAUUAUAUUCAUGUACCUCCAUUUGAUUCAGUCAUAUUGAAAUGUAUUCCAAUAACUAUAAAUGCAUAUCAAACAUGGUUUAAAUAUCGUGUUAAUAAUAAUGAUAAUAAUAAUCAAAGAAGAGAUGGAUAUCGUGGUUUAUGGAAUAAUCGAAAUUCGAUUAGUCAAGAAGAUUCAUCGUUUCCAGCUGAACAAGCACUUUCAUUUCUUGAUUAUGCAAAAGCAGCUAAUAAUGGUAAAUAUCCUGAUCGAAUUGUUAAUGAUGUUAAAGCACUUCGAACAGCUCUUAUUGUUUACGUUCUACUUAUUCCAUAUUGGAUUAUUUAUUUUCAAAUUCAAAUAACAUUUCCAUUACAAGGUCAACAAAUGUAUAUACCAAUUUUACAUGAUAAUGAUAAAAUACCUAUUAGUUGGAUGUCACUUGGUGAUUCCGUAACAAUUAUUAUUGGUAUUUCAAUGUUAGCAGUAUUUGUUUAUAAAUGUUUGAAUGCUCCAAAACGAAGAGUUUCAAUAAGAGUUAAACUUAUUACGGGAAUGAUUUUAGCAUCAUUAGCUAUGUGUAUUGCGGGUACAAUUGAAAUUUUUCGACAACAAAAUUGUGUUUUAGGAAAAAGUGAUUCAAGUUUGAGUAUAUAUGCUCAAUUACCACAAAAUAUAUGCAUGGGUCUUGCUGAAAUAUUUGCUACUGUGGCUAGUCUUGAAUAUGCUUAUUUAGCAGCUCCACGUUCAGCUCAAUCAUUAUUAAUGAGUUUGCAAUUUUGUUUACUAGGUUUCUCAUCAUUUCUUGCCAAGGCAUAUUUUUCAAUAUAUUCAACGACUACUAGUAAAUUUGAUUUUAGUUGUCUUGAUCUUAAUAAAUGGACGUAUACAUUGUAUUUCUUUGUUCUUGCUGGCCUUCAAAUACCUUUUAUAAUUAUUAUUUUUAUAUGUGAUAAAAAAUUUAAAAUACUCAAAUUAAAUCCACAACAUACAGAAACACAACAAUUUCAAACAAGUUAA